AUGGAGGUCCUCGAUUCUCGAACUUCGUCCCAUCCUGAAUUUUCGGCUCAAUGUCACGUUUUAGAUGCCCACCUCGAAGAUGCUUGUUGGACUCAUAAUAACGACUGGGGAAAGGUUCGCAAAAGCACGAAGGGAUUGGAAAAACCGAACGAAGGGCAGAAGAGCAUUGACUGCGAAUCUGUUACCUUUCGAUUGGCGCUAUUCAAUGCAUAUGCUUUGGCCAACGAAAUAAUCUCACACAAUCCCCAACCCGCUGCCUACGGUACUCCGCCACCGCCAUAUACCGACGUGCACGAUGACUUACCACCUGCAUAUUCGGCUCUUCCAACCUUGGCUGAAGCGAAGCUAUUCGUCAACAAAUCCGCUCCUUCAUCCAAGAAUGCCACCCAAUCUCAAGGUGCAAAGUCGAAACCCACAUCGUUGAUUGACUUUGAGAGCACGCACGGAUUUCGUCAGCAUGGAAAGAAACAGAAAGCAAAAUUGGCUGCCAAAAAGGUUGUGAGUGGCUCAUCUGGUGAUGGCGGCGAUAGUGGAAAGAAAAACGACAAGACAACAGACCCUCCAGGUGGAAGCGGUGUCGGAGGAAGUGCAGGUGGUGAUGACGACGGUGACAAUGGUGACAAAAAUGACGAUGGCUGGGGCGAAGCCACAAGUAGCAGCAAAAAGAAAAAGUCCAAGAAGCAGCAAGAGGAAGAGGAAGAGGAAGAACGGAAGAAAAAGGAGGCAGAGGAGGCUGCGGCUGCUGGUACGGCCACUAAUAAUCUCAGCUGGGCAGAUGAUUUGGACAACAACAAUGAUGAUAGUUGGGCUGGUUUAACAUCUGUGGUCAAGAAAGAUAGCAAGAAAAAGAGUUCGCUUGACCCGACAUCCGCUGCAUUCGGAGAACCUGCCGGAAACUCGUUUCAGGAAAUCAACCUGGACGAUUCCGCACCGCAACUGGAUCUUAGCUUCGAACCCACCAAAGGGGCAUCUGGAGGUUACGGCUUCGGAGGUUGGGGAAAAGACUGGAAUACUGGUAGCAAAUGGGGAUUUGGCUCGAUUGGCAACGAAGCAAAGGAACCACCAGUCAAAAAUGAGAGUCCUUGGGGUUUGAGUGAGUCUAAGAAGACCAAAAAGGCGACGGGAUCUCUCGGCUUCGACUUCGGCGACUUGGGCACGUCAACAGGAGAUAUUGGUACUUCUAAGGAGGUCAAAGAUGAAGACGAUACCUGGGGUGCUUUCACUGCUGUCGGUAAGAAUAGCAAGAAGAAGAAGGACAGUAUCUCCGAGGAACCUCCUGCUGCCGAUGAUUGGGGUCCAUGGGGUGUAAAGAAGACUUCAAAAAAGGAAGAACUGGCACCUGAGCCGAAGACGGGGCAGACUGAGGAUGUAUGGGCAGCCUGGGCGAACAAGGACAAGAAGAAGAGUACUCCUUCAAGCGCAGCUAAGAAGACCGAAACCGACGAUAUUUGGGCCGCAUUCAAGAAAGACAGCAAAGCGGAUAUUAUCGACUUGGACUUCCCCAAAGAGACUGCCCUAGCACCCGAUCCUGAGCCAGUCAUCGACAAUGUCUGGGCGGUGCCGGUUAAGAAAGAUAAGAAGAAGGCAGGCAAAAAGGAGGCUGAACCAGAGCCGGUACAGUCCAAGACCGAAGAUGUCUGGGCUUCCUUUGAGACCGAUAUGAAGAAGGAACCUGAAGAGGAAUCUAGUUGGAGUUGGGGCCUCGGUGGCAAGAAAAAAGACAAAUCCAAAGGUCUUAUUGAAGAUCUAAGCUCCUCGUCGCAAGUCAAUAGCACAGCUGCACCGCCGGAAAAAGAUUGGCUUAGCGCCUGGGGAAUUGGGGGUAAAAAGAAGGAGGUUGUACCGGAGCCAGAGCCAGAGCCGGUUCCUGAAGUUGAGAAGCCGAAAAAUCACGAAUUUUGGGAUGGUUGGGAUACCUGGACUCCCUUGCAACGCAAAAAGAAGGAAAAAGAAGCUGUCAAGAAGGGAAUACCGGCUCGUAUAGAAAUACCUCAACCAGUAGUCGAACCAGAACCGAAACUUGUUGAACCAGAACCUACGCCUGCUCCACGCAAAAACCAUGAAUUUUGGGACGGUUGGCAAAGUUGGGGUCCAGUGACAAAACGGAAGAAGGAGCGAGAGGCUGUGAAACUGGGUAUCCCUCCGUUGAUCGAAGAUAUUGCACCAGAACCUGAACCGGAGCCUCAACCCGAACCUGAACCAGAGCCUGCCCCGGAGCCACCUAAGAACCAUGAAUUUUGGGAUGGCUGGCAGAGUUGGGGUCCGGUGACAAAACGGAAGAAGGAGCGAGAAGCUGUGAAGCUAGGCAUCCCCCCGUUGAACGAAAAUAUCGCGCCAGAACCAGAGCCUCAACCCGAACUUGCACCUGAACCAGAGCCUGUCCCAGAGCCACCCAAGAAUCAUGAAUUUUGGGACGGCUGGCAGACUUGGGGUCCAGUGACGAAAAGGAAGAAGGAGCGAGAAGCUGUGAAGCUAGGUAUCCCCCCGUUGAACGAAAAUAUCGCACCACAGCCGGAACCUGAGCCUCAACCCGAACCUGCACCUGAGCCGGAGCCCGCCCCAAAGCCCCCUAAGAAUCAUGAAUUUUGGGACGGCUGGCAGACUUGGGGUCCAGUGACAAAAAGGAAGAAGGAGCGAGAGGCUGUGAAGCUGGGUAUUCCCCCGUUGAAUGAAAAUAUCACGCCAGAACCCGAACCUGAGCCUCAACCCGUACCUGAACCGGAGCCUAUUCCAGAGCCACCCAAGAAUCAUGAAUUUUGGAACGGUUGGCAAGACUGGACUCCAUCAGCGCGCAAGAAGAAGGAGAAAGAAGCGAUAAAAAAGGGUAUUCCCCCGCUGAUUGAAGACAUUGCUCCUGAACCCGAGCCCGAACCCGAACCUGAACCUGAACCUGAGCCCGAGCCCGAGCCCGUUCCGGAAGCACCAAGAAAUCAUGAGUUUUGGGAUGGCUGGCAAGACUGGACUCCAUCAGUUCGCAAAAAGAAAGAAAAAGAAGCAGUACGAAAAGGAAUUCCUCCACUGAUUGAAGAGGUUGUUGUCCCGGAGCCUGAACCCGAACCAGAACCGGAGCCUGAACCCGAACCAGAACCGGAACCAGAACCAGAACCAGAGCCUAUCCCCGAGCAACCCAAAAAUCAUGAAUUUUGGGAUGGCUGGCAAGGUUGGUCCACUUCUAUGCGCAAGAAGAAAGAAAAGGAAGCAGUCAGAAAGGGUAUUCCCCCUCUAAUUGAAGAUAUCCCGGAGCCUGAGCCUGAACCUGAGCCGGAACCGGAACCGGAACCAGAACCAGAACCAGAGCCACCUAAGAAUCAUGAAUUUUGGGAUGGCUGGCAAGACUGGACUCCAUCAGUACUCAAAAAGAAAGAAAAAGAAGCGGUGCGAAAAGGCAUUCCUCCACUGAUUGAAGAGGUUGUUGUCCCGGAGCCUGAACCGGAGCCAGAGCCAGAGCCAGCACCACCACCAAAAAACCACGAGUUCUGGGACGGUUGGCAAGACUGGAGUUCAUCACAGCGCAAGAAGAAGGAAAAGGAGGCAGUUAAGAAAGGCAUUCCCCUGCUAAUCGUGGAUAUUGCGCCGGAGCCUGUAGUCGAGCCAGAGCCGGAGCCAGAUCCGGAGCCAGAACCAGAGCCAGCGCCGCCACCACCACCAAAAAAUCAUGAGUUCUGGGAUGACUGGGAUUCAUGGACGCCUCUUCAACGGAAGAAAAAGGAGAAGGAAGCGAUAAAAAAGAAUAUCCCACCAAGGCAGGAGAUUGUGGAGCCUGAGCCUAUCCCUGAGCCAGAACCAGAGCCCGAGCCUGAACAACCUAGGAAUCAUGAAUUUUGGACUGGUUGGCAGGAUUGGAGUUCUAAGGAUCGCAAGAAGAAGGAGAAGGAAGCCAAGUUGAAAGGCAUCCCAGAUUUACAGGAAGAUCUACCGUCUGCGCUUGAACCCGUACCCGAACCCGAACCCGAACUUGAACCAGAGCCUGCAGCUGAACCGGAGCCUGAACCUGAACUUGAACAACCCAGGAACCAUGAAUUCUGGACUGGUUGGGAACUUUGGUCCACCAAGGAGCGUAUAAGGAAAAAGAAAGAGGCCAAACUCAAGGGCAUUCCCCCAUUACAAGAAGAUUUACCGCCUGCACUUGAUCCUGCUGCUGAGCCCGAACCAGAACCGGAAAUUGUACCGGAACCAGAACCUGAGCCCGAACCAGAACAACCCAGGAAUCAUGAAUUUUGGACUGGUUGGGAACUUUGGUCUACCAAGGAGCGUAUAAGGAAGAAGAAAGAGGCCAAACUCAAGGGCAUUCCCCCAUUACAAGAGGACCUACCGCCUGCACUUGAUCUUGCUGCUGAACCUGAACCCGAGCCGGAGCCGGAGCCCGAACCAGAACCUGAACCCGAGCCCGAGCCAGAGCCAAGAAACCAUGCAUUUUGGAAUGGAUGGGAGAAUUGGAGUGGUAAGGAGCGCAAGAAAAAGGAGAAAGAGGCCAAGGCAAGUGGUAUACCACCACUAGAUGUGAAUCUCAAGCCUGCUCUUGACCCCGAACCUGAGCCAGAGCCUGAACUUGAGCCUGAACCUGAACCUGAACCUGAGCCCGAGCCUAUACUGGAGCCACCAAAAAACCAUGAGUUCUGGGAUGAAUGGGAAAAUUGGAAUUCCAAAGAGCGAAAGAGAAAGGAGAAGGAGGCAAAAGCAAAAGGCAUUCCACCUCGACAGGAGCUCCCUGCCAUUGAGAUUCCUCCUGAAGCCCCUGAAGUUCCACAGAUUUCCGCCUGUGAGCCAGCUGUAGUAGAGGAACAUAAGGACGAUUACUGGGCCGACCUAAACAACUGGUCACUUAGUGAACGCAAGCCAAAACAGAAGGAAACAAAAAAGAAAGGAAUUUUAAUGCCUGAAGAGGAUCUAGCUCCACCUCCUCCAGCACCCACACCUCCAGCACAGGGCUUAACGCCAGAACCAAACUUAGACGAUCUUUUGGAUGACGACACAUGGGGGGGGUUUGCUUCAAGGUCUUCGAAGGCUAAAAAAGCAGCACCAGUAGAAGAAACUCCUGCGAAAGCAGUCAGAGGAUUCUGGGCUUCUUUCAGCUCAUCUGCAACUACCAAGACCAAGUCAAAGGAAGAGAAACCCAGAGGGGGCGAAGACCUGUUAAUUGACAUGGAUGAAGUUGCUGAAGCGCCAUCCGCUCCUCUAGUGGACGAUAUAGCCGCGUCAGCCGCUCCCCCGCCCAAAGCCACGUCAAAGGCAACCAAGCCUGGAAGACUUUCAGUAGCUGAGCGUAUCGAGGCUCUUGAGAGAUCAAAACGAGAAAAAUCAAAGGAAAAAGCCAGAGAAAAGGAAGCGCCAAAUCAUAUUAUCGACGAUUUCCUUGUCGACGAUGCGGGUUACGGCAAACAAAGACUAACCAAGUCGUCAUCGAGCAAGAAGGCCAUUCCCGAAGAAACACCUCCAGAGCCAGUAGAAGAAGAGAUCUCACACGAGUCAAUACCCGGCAGCUUCCCUGAACCCGAACCUGAAGAACCUGAGCCUGAGCCUGAGCCUGAGCCUGAACCUGAACCUGAACCUGAACCUGCACCAGCACCAGAAGCACCGAAAAACCAUAAGUUCUGGGACGGAUGGCAAGAAUGGAGUCCUUCGGUGCGUAGGAAGAAAGAAAAGGAAGCAAUCAAGAAAGGAAUACCUCCAUUGAUCGAAAUUAUUGUUCCCGAGCCUGAACCGGAGCCGGAGCCCGAACCAGUACCAGAAGCACCCAAGAACCACGAAUUCUGGAAUGGAUGGCAAGACUGGACGCCUUCAGCGCGUAGGAAGAAAGAGAAGGAAGCAAUCAAGAAAGGCAUCCCUUCGCUGAUUGAGGAUAUUGCUCCUGAACCUGAACCCGAGCCCGAGCCUGUUGAACCUGAACCUGAGCCCGAGCCUGAACCAGUACCAGAAGCACCGAAAAACCACAAGUUCUGGGACGGAUGGCAAGACUGGACACCUUCAGCACGUAGGAAGAAAGAGAAGGAAGCAAUCAAGAAAGGCAUCCCUUCGCUGAUUGAGGAUAUUGCUCCUGAACCUGAACCCGAAGCCGAGCCUGUUGAACCUGAACCUGAGCCUGAACCAGAAGCACCGAAAAACCAUAAGUUCUGGGACGGAUGGCAAGACUGGACGCCUUCGGCACGUAGGAAGAAAGAGAAGGAAGCAAUCAAGAAAGGCAUCCCUUCGCUGAUUGAGGAUAUUGCUCCUGAACCUGAACCCGAAGCCGAGCCUGUUGAACCUGAACCUGAGCCUGAACCAGAAGCACCGAAAAACCAUAAGUUCUGGGACGGAUGGCAAGACUGGACGCCUUCGGCACGUAGGAAGAAAGAGAAGGAAGCAAUCAAGAAAGGCAUCCCUUCGCUGAUUGAGGAUAUUGCUCCUGAGCCCGAGCCUGUUGAACCUGAACCUGAACCUGAACCUGAGCCAGCCCCACCACCACCUGAACCUUCCAAAAAGAGCAAGAAGUCUUCUAGCACCAAGAAAUCAUCUACUCCGGCAAAGACAUCGAUAAAGGCAUCGAAGCGUGAAUCCUUGGUUAGGUCAAUGGAUGAGGAACCUGUGGUAGAGCCUCCUGCUGCUCAGGAGGCAGCUGCUGAAGAGUCGACCUCAGAAGAAGUUCCUCCUAAACCUCCAACUCCACCACCUGAACCCACUACAGAAUCGUCAAAGAAGGAACGGACAAAGGUUGAACGCACAGCAGGUGCGUCCUCGUGGGGUUUCUGGGGAGCCGCGCCGCCGCCUAAGAAGCCUGCAAAGAAGGUCGAUCAGUCAGCCCCUGUGAAAGAAGAGCGCCCGAAGGUAGCUCUGACGAAGUCUGACGCAACGGCACGUCGCAGGGUACGGGAAUCAGACAAUGAGGAUAUGGAAAGGUCAUCGACAGACAAAGACAGACGAUCUGACUCCAAACGCCAGAGUCGAUCCAUGGGAAUUUCUAAUUUCAUCCUAGCGGGACCGCCGCCUUCUAGAAAUAAAUCAGUUAGAAGACCUGAUGUUCAAUCACGUCCCACUUCGCGUCGCCCGUCAGUCGAUAUGGGCGAUACUGGUCUUCCUUCUCCACCUCCUGACGACAAGCCCGAGAUCUCCGACAAAGCAGCCAAGUUGAUGGGCAUCAAGACUUCGUCGUCGAGGAGAGAUGGUGGUGAACGAAAGAAGAGACGUAGUGUUCGUGAUCCCUACGCGCUUGAUGUGGGUGAGGAUACCGUUAUGGUGAAUGCAGAAGCGGAAGGCGAAGUUUCCGAGAAAAUCAGGAGGAGCAAGUCAAAGCCUAAGAGAAUGUCCGAAGCGCGACAGGUUGAGGAGGAACCUGUGAUUGUUGAAGCAGAGCAAAGCCCUCCAAGUGCAGAUGUAGUUUCUGGUCCAGAUGAUAUUGCUUUUGUGGAAGCCCCCUCUAGAGAGUCCAAGGAGCGGCGAUCUCGAAGAUCUGCUCCUGCUCCUGCAGUAAAGAAGCCUGAAGCUGGCGGCUUGAUGGGCCUGUUUGGUUCUUUGAGAAAGCCAACCAGACAAGAACCCGAACGCAGGAAGUCACGACCUCGACGCGAUGAGAUGACGGAGACUGAGCGUGAUGAAAAACGCGUGAAACGUGAACGGCGACGAUCUGUCAAGCCAGAGACCGAUGCCGAAGGGUUCACCACUGAUGCUGGCCCUGUGAACGUUGACACGGAGGUCGAUGAUAUGGAAGCGAUGAGGGCCGAGCGUAGAGCGCGUCGGCGUGCAGCUGAGCAGAAAGCGCGCGAAGUGGAGAUUCGAGAAGCUGAAGAGCGACGGGCUCGCCGAGAAAGACAGCGUGAGCAACGGGAGAGAGAGCUUCGAGAAGAAAUGGAGCGCGAGGCACAACGACGUGAGGAGAAGCUAGCAAGGCGUGCAGCUCGCGAAGAGCGACGUGCUAGAGAGGAGCAAGAAGCGAGAGAAGCUCAAAUGCGUGCCGAAGCCAAAGCAGCUGAGCGGCGAGAACGGAGGCGAACACGAGAACCUGUUGAAAUGAGUGGAGGAUUAUCCAGACAUGCUUCGAAGGCUGAUAGACGCCGUUCAGAGCGACGAUCAGAGGACGAAUACGCAAGAUAUCGCGAUGAGCGUCCGCGAGUUGACCGGCGCAAAACUGCCCCAGGCCCCGCUGAACCCCCACGUGGGUAUGGCAUGCCUGGGAAAGAGAAGACGUCCUCUUGGGUGAAUUCACAAGUGCUCGACCCUCCAGAAGCUCCUCCAAUUGUACCAACAGUUCUGGAUAUGGCUCCUAGCAAUGAAAAUGGGCCUUCACUUUCGUCCGAUGAGGAGGCGAGGCGCAGAAUACGUCGACAGGCUCGUCGUCGUUCCAAGUAUCCUGAUAUGGCUGAUGAAGAGGUUGAAGAAAUGCGCCCUAGACGGCGGGACUCUCGACGAGUUCGCGAAGGAGCGAAGAGUAGCUCUGGAGAUGGUGAUUUAGAACGAGAAAACGGCAUGCGUCGACGCGAGAGCGCAUAUGAGCCACCAACUCGUGCACCAAGCACGAAGAGGACAAGUUGGUUCAAGAAGUUGACGAGUCUCUGA
Talaromyces marneffei is the source of this 8526-nucleotide messenger RNA. RefSeq lists its product as uncharacterized. The coding region runs from base 1 to 8526 and encodes 2841 amino acids. The record is from RefSeq and is a predicted model, not a curated record. The transcript has 4 exons. NCBI's taxonomy places the organism in Eukaryota, Fungi, Ascomycota, Eurotiomycetes, Eurotiales, Trichocomaceae.